This is a messenger RNA of Paramecium pentaurelia, 1858 nucleotides long. The record is from the annotation of a GenBank genome assembly. Lineage: Eukaryota; Ciliophora; Oligohymenophorea; Peniculida; Parameciidae.
AUGGCCAAUCCUCAUAUUCCUGUUGAAUUUAAUAAAGAUGAAGAUGAAUUGAAAUGUCAUCCAUCUUAAAGUGGUUCCACAGCCACUCCUACACUCUUUGAAAAUUCAAAUAAUUCUAAAGCAUUCUGUGCAUAGUUUUUUGAAGAUUAAUUACACUAAGAUGGUACUAUCUUUAAUUAUAUAUUUAAGAUGAUGAAUUUGAUGAACUAAAUCAAUAAUUAAAUUAAGUCUUACUUAGUGAUUCAUUUAAACCUUCAUUAACUUAAGCUUUUACAGCUGACAUGUACAUUCAAUUUUUAAAACGAUUAGGUCAUCAUAUCUUAGUCAUGAAAAGUUGACAAAAAAUUCUAGAAAAAUGUAGUUAGAAUAUUAGAAUGCUAAUUUAAAAGAAAAAGAAUUCGUAUUUAACACUUAUAUAAAAAAUGAUAUUGAAAAUUUUAGUUUAGACAAGUACAGACAUUAUAUACUUGAAAAAAUAAUUGAAGUUGGUAAUUUAGGAUUAUUUAUUGUUAAGGUCCACCAUCCCAUAAAAAUAUUAUUCUAGAUAGAAUAUAUAAAUAAAUACAUAAACUUAUUAAAGAUCUUUAUGCUUGUAAAGUUAUGCAAAAAGGUUUAGAAGUUAUGACAUUUAAUCCAUAAGAUUCUCCAGAAUAAUUUGAGAAUUAUCUUUCAUUUAUACAUUAAGAUAAUGCAUUAAUGAAGAAAAUUUAUAUUGAUAAAAUUGCUAAUCAAAUUAUUUAAAAGAGUUUGGAAAUCCUUGAAGGAAACAAUCUAUUGAAAUUACUUUAAAUUCUAUAAAAAUAUGUAAGAUAAUUGAAUAUUAUUCAUAGAUUCUUAAUAAUAACAAAGAAAAGUUCGAAUUAUCAACUGAUCAAUAUGGAUGUCUUAUUGUCAAUAAAAUAAUUGAUAUUUAUCCAAAAUAAUUUGAAUUAUAAACUAAAUAGAUUUGCAAUGACAUAAUAGUUAGAGCUAUUGAAAAUUGUUCAUGUCUUACUAGAAGAUAAUAUGCUAAUUAUAUAAUUUAAUAAAUAUUGGAAAAAGGAUAAGAAGUUCAUAAAAGAUUAUUAAUGGAUUAAUAUCUUAUUAAAGAUUUUAUUUCAAUGUCUUUGGAUAAGUAUGGUAGCAAUGUAGCAGAAAAAGCUAUUAUAUAUGCAGGACCGUAAUGGAGAUUGAAAUUAUGGGAAGAAGAAGUUUCUAUUUCUGAAAGGUAGAUAUAGAAUUAUAUCAUUUUAUAGUUCAUUUAAGAAAUUGAUAAAUGAUCAAUAUGCUAAUUAUCCAAUAUAAAGAUUAUUUGAAUAUUUGGAAUAAUAAUAAAGGAAUGAAUUUAUUGCUUUAUUAAAUAAAUUACAUGGCAAUAAUCAAUUAAAUAAUCAUGGAUUAAUUGUUAUGAAAUUUGCUUAAGCUAAUUAUUCUGUCAAAAGAUACACUCAAAAGAUUGUGUAGUCAGAAUUAAAUAAACAUAGCAAGAAUUAAGAUAAAAGUAAUAACAAUAAUAAUAAAGUGUAAAAGAAAUAAUUAAAUUAAUAAAUUCCAUAAUUGUAGAUGUAAUAAUAAUAGUAAUUAUUAUAUCAAUAAUAAUAUUAAUAAUAGAUGUAAUAAAUGAUCUUUUAACAAUCAUAAUUUAAAUAAUUUGAUCAAUAAUAGUAUUAAGCUGCUGUUAUGCAAUAAAUGCUUAUGUUUUAAUAAUAAUAAUAACAAUUAUUAACUUAAAUGCCAUAAUUGUAUAAUCAGGAUAUGAAUUAUAUGCCUUAUCCAAUUAUGACAUAAGAGUAAUAGAUGAUGAUGUUAAGAUGGAUUCAAUCAUAAUAACAACUUUGCAACUCAAAUAUUAAAUUCCAAAAUGGAUAAUAAAAAUGAC